AUGGUCAAGAUUGCCAUCGCCGGCGGUUCUGGCAAUGUUGCCCAGGAGAUAAUUGACGUACUUGUUGCCACCAAGAAGCACGAAAUUCUGCUUCUGUCCCGAAACGAUGCGCCCGCUGGAUGGUCCGUCUCCGGCGUACGCUGGGUCCGCACGACCUACGAGGACACUCAGGACCUGGCAGAAAUCCUGCAAGGGGUACACACCGUGCUCUCGUUCAUUGUUGUGCACUCGGACGUUGGAAACGUGUCUCAGCGAAACCUGAUCGAUGCAGCCGUCCAGGCGGGCGUGAAGCGCUUCGCGCCAAGCGAAUGGGCAUCGUCCUCCUUCGAGUACAUGGACUGGUACGCUGGCAAAGCUGAGAUUCGUGAAUAUCUAAAGCAGUUGAACAAGCAUAAAAAGGUCAUCGAGUAUUCGCUAUUUCAGCCCGGAUUGUUUGUGAACUACUUCACCUACCCUUACCAGUCGGCCAACCACGUUGUGCCCAUCGAAACGCCUAUUGACUUCAACAACCGCCGAGCCCUGGCGAUAGACGGCGCCGAGGAUUCCCGCCUCACGCUUACGACGGCCCAGGAUCUCGCUCAAGUCGUGGCGCGGGCAGUUGAGUAUGGCGGAGAAUGGCCGGUUAUAGGUGGUGUGCAGGGCACGGAACUCACCGUCGGGCAACUCAUCACCCUGGGCGGCAAGAUCCGCGGCAAAGACUUCAAGGUAGAAAGGCUUCAGGCUGCGGACCUCAAAGCUGGCGAGCUAAAGUCCUCGUGGAAGCCGACCGCUGGCCAUCCGGCCUUUACCCCAGAGCAGUUUGAGGCCAUCUCGACGAAGCUCAUGGCAGGGAUCCUGCUGGGAAUAUCUGCUGGAGCUUUGCGCGUCUCGGAUGAGUGGAAUCGCCUACUGCCUGAUUACCGAUUCACUCAGGCAGAUGAAUUUUUGACCGAGGCAUGGUGCGAUAAGCCGUAG
Molecule: messenger RNA, 954 nt
Organism: Purpureocillium lilacinum
Lineage: Eukaryota; Fungi; Ascomycota; Sordariomycetes; Hypocreales; Ophiocordycipitaceae
Source: RefSeq, a predicted model, not a curated record